This is a messenger RNA of Tetrahymena thermophila SB210, 1206 nucleotides long. RefSeq names its product nematoblast specific protein. NCBI's taxonomy places the organism in Eukaryota, Ciliophora, Oligohymenophorea, Hymenostomatida, Tetrahymenidae. The record is from RefSeq and is a predicted model, not a curated record. The transcript has a single exon.
AUGACUGAUAUAAAAAUACCUUUUGGUUGGAACUCUUACUAAACUUGUUCUACAUAGAAGUGUUCCAAUGCUUAUAUCUCUGAACAAGGAGUGUCUUAUUGGAAUGAUUCUAAUAUUAUCAUAAGCCUUUUCUUCUAUGUUGCUGUUGCUGGAGCAUAUGAUAUUUCUCUUUUGUCUACUGUGGUGGAGAGAUCAGCAGAACUUUAAGUUAGUAUACCCUCUAUCUCCUACAAUUACCUUGCAAGAUUUGAUGCUGAUAGCUUGAAUCUGUCUCUUGGUACCAUCUAAAUUUAAAACCCAGGUUAUUUGUAAGUAAAUUUUAGAGGUACUAAUUCUUUGUUAAAUAAACAAACUGGUUAUUAUCCUUAAUUAAACUAUUUAAUUAUCUCAAAUUCUCAAAAUGAAAAUGAAUUUUAUUAUGUCAUGGAGUCUUUCUCAUCGAGUUAUGGUAGAAGAGGUCCUUCAGUACAUAUGACAUACAAUCUAGAAUCUGAUCAAAAUAUCCAGCAAUUCUUCAAUGAAGUUAAUGUUCCUAAAUACUGGGAUGCAGUAGGUACUUAUGCGAUGGUAAUAGGCUUUGAUUACGGAUAUUUUGGAAUGCAAGUGAACUCUGAAUCUGAAAGAAAAAUUCUAUUUUCUGUAUGGAGUCCAUAGUCAACUGAUGAUUCAUCUUAAAUAUUACCUGAAAAUGCUGUAAUUUUAGAUUCUAAAGGUAAAAACACUGUUAUUACCUCUUUUGGAGGUGAAGGUUCUGGUGGACAGAGCUAUCUAGUUUAUCCUUGGGUUGCAGGUGUUUCAUAUUAAUUCAAACUUGUUGGUUAGCCUUCUACCAACGGUUACUCAGUAUUUAGUGCUUAUUUUAAGGAUCCUACAAAAUCCUAAGAUUAUAUUUUAAUUGCUUCAUGGAAAAGGCCAAAAACAUAAUCAUACUUAAGUGGUUUACACUCAUUUUUAGAAAAUUUUAAUCCAGAAAAAGGAAAUAUUUCAAGAAAAGUAUACUAUAAUAACUAAAAGGCAAUUGAUUACACAGGCUAAGAAGUCAAAGUAUUAUCAGCUUACUUUACUUAUGAUAAUACAGCUGAUUAAAAACAGAGACUAGAUUAUGAUGGUGGUGUAAAUAAUGCAAAGGGAUACUACCUAAGAAAUUGCGGUUUUUUUAAUAAGACUAAUGUUUAGUAAGGGGACACUUUCACAAAAAAUUAAUGA